UUUUUUUUUUUUUUUGAGUUCAGACCAGAGCCACGAUCUCCGUAGGCAAUAGCACGGCUCAGCCUCACCUCAGGCAGUCGGCACUCGGCGGCAGCACGGCUCGAUAUCCGUCCAGCGGUCCAGCUGUCGUUCAGCCUCCGGUUCCAGGUACUCUAUGACGAUGAUUAAAGGCAAAAUUGACAAAGAGAGUGAGGUUUCAUCGGUUUGGAAAACAAACUUCAGGAUCUUAUAACAGAAAAGUCACUAGCAGGAAAAAACAAAAUUUGGGUCUUGGGCAAACCUCAGGGACGGCACUAAACACCAGCAAGCUCUUCCAGUCUUUAAAUUUUUAUUUUUUGGCCGAAGACUGCACACUCUGUUCUCUCUCCCUAAUGAACUCAAAAUUCUACUCUGUUUUCAUUACUACUGCUAUUAUCUAUAUACAUCAUCCAUCAAUGUAUCUGCAUCAUUGACUACACUGAAGAGGCUAGAAGAAAGAUCAGUUCACCUUCUUUAACAUGAAGGUUCUUUUAAGACUUUUGAUUCAGUGGAAAGGAAAGAAGGUUUCAUCAAGACAUGUAUCUUCUAUCAGUAGAAGUCAUCAUGAAGGCCUUCAAUAUAUGGAUAACCCGGAACAAGGGGUUGAUAGAGUUUGCCAAAUUAUAGAGGGCGGUCCAUGGGGGGCUUCAAUAGAAAGUGCUUUGUCAUUGCCUCAUGCUGAAAUGGUAAUCCAAGUUCUAAGCAGACUCAAUGACAUUAACACAGCAGUGAACUACUUCCGAUGGGCUGAGAGAAUGACUGACCAACCCCAUUCUCCAGAAGCAUAUAACUCACUCAUAAUGGUCAUGGAAAGAACCAAACAGUUAGAUCAUCUAGAGCAGAUUCUUGAAGAAAUGAGCAUUGCUGGAUUCGGUCCAUCUAACAGUACAUGUCUCGACUUUGUCGUUAGCUCUGUCAACUCCCAAAGAGUGCAAGAUGCAUACGAUUUUAUCCUGACCAUGAGGAAGUUCAAAUUUCGGCCUGCAUUUUCAGCUUAUACAACUCUUAUUAGUGCUUUAUCCAAACCUGACCAAUUGUUGACACUUUUUAACCAGAUGCAGGAGUUAGGUUAUGAAGUAAGUAUUUAUUUGUUCACUACUCUCAUUCGCGUUUUAUCCAAGGAAGGUCGGGUCGAUGAUGCUUUAUCUAUGCUAGAUGCACUCAAAAGCAACUCAAUUGAGUCUGAUAUUGUCCUUUAUAAUGUCUGCAUAAAUUGCUUUGGGAAAGCAGGUAAGGUUGAUAUGGCUUGGAAGUUCUUUCAUGAGUUGAGAGCACAUGGUCUUAUGCCCGACGACAUCACAUACACUAGCUUGAUAGUUGUCCUUUGCAAAGCUAAUAGGGUUCAAGAAGCUUCUGAGCUAUUUGAGCAGAUGGAAGCCAACCGAAAUGUCCCAUGUGCAUAUGCUUAUAACACAAUGAUCAUGGGUUUUGGUUCAGCUGGGAUGUUUGAGGAAGCAUACAACUUACUGGAAAGGCAACGUCUAAAAGGUAGUAUACCUAGUGUGAUUGCGUAUAAUGGUAUUCUCACAUGUCUUGGGAAGAAGGGUAAAGUCAAUGAAGCUAUGAAGAUCUUUGACGAAAUGAAGAAAGACGCAAAACCAAAUCUCACUACUUAUAAUAUCAUCAUGGACGUACUUUGCAGGGCGGGCAAAAUCGAGGCUGCUUUUGAAAUCCGAGAUACUAUGAAAGAAGUUGACUUGUUUCCAAAUAUUUGGACAGUAAAUAUAAUGAUUGAUAGACUGUGUAAGGCUCGGAAGCUGGAUGAAGCAUGUUCUAUAUUUGAAGGGUUGGAUCACAAAGUUUGUACACCGAAUGAAUUAACCUUUUGUUCGCUCAUCGAUGGUUUGGGCCGAAGUGGAAGAGUAGACGAUGCUUAUGGGCUUUACAAGCAUAUGUUAAAUUCAGGUAGGAUUCCUGAUGCCAUAGUUUUUACUUCUCUUAUUAGGAACUUCUUUAUGUCUGGAAGGAAAGACGAGGGUCACCAAGUAUACAAAGAAAUGGUGGAAAUGGGAGCUUCUCCCGACCUUCCCCUACUUAACACAUACAUGGAUUGUGUUUUCAAAGCAGGUGAAACCGACAAAGGAAGGAAAUUGUUUGAUGAAAUUAAAACAUGGGGUUUUACUCCAAGUGUUCGUAGUUAUUCUAUAUUAAUCCAUGGUCUCACAAAAUCUGGUUUUGCACGUGAAACCUAUAAGUUUUUCUAUGCCAUGCAAGAACAGGGAUGUGUCUUAGACACGCUUGCUUACAACACUGUUAUCGAUGGAUUCUGCAAGUCGGGUAAAAUGGACAAGGCCUAUGAGCUUUUGGAGGAAAUGAAAGUAAAGGGUCACCCACCAACCGUUUUUACCUACGGUUCUGUUAUUAAUGGGUUAGCGAAGAUUGAUCGCCUAGACGAAGCUUACAUGCUUUUUGAAGAGGCAAAAUCCAACGGCCUAGAUGUAAAUCUAGUUGUGUAUAGUUGUCUUAUUGAUGGGUUUGGGAAAGUGGGUAGAAUCGACGAGGCUUAUCUUAUCAUGGAAGAGUUGAUGCAGAAGGGUUUGACCCCAAACGUUUACACAUGGAAUUGUCUUCUCAAUGGGCUUGUAAAGGCGGAGGAAAUAAAUGAAGCACUUGUUUGCUUUAAUUCAAUGAAAGAGUUGAAAUGUACUCCAAAUGUUGUGACCUAUGGAAUUCUCAUAUACGGUCUUUGCAGGGUUCAGAAAUUCAAUAAAGCGUUUGUAUUUUGGCAAGAAAUGCGUAAAAAAGGGUUUGAACCGAAUCUGAUUACUUACACUAGUAUGAUCUCAGGGCUGGCGAAAGCCGGAAAUAUAGUAGAGGCAAAGGGACUCUUUCAAAGGUUCACUGCCAAUGGUGGGAAACCUGAUGCAGCCUGUUAUAAUACCAUGAUUGAGGGGUUAAGUAUGGCGAACUGGGCCAUGGAAGGGUUUUCUCUGUUUGAGGAAACUAGGAAAAAAGGGUGUAAUAUAUAUACGAAGACAUGUUUUGUUCUUCUAGAUGCUUUACACAGGGCUGAGUGUCUUGAGGAGGCUGCUGUUGUUGGUGCUGUUUUGAGGGAAACAACAAAUGCUAAGCAUGCUGUAAGAUCCUUGUAAGAAUUAGAACUUUUUUACUAUAGUAAGGAACAAAUGGAUCUUGGAGUAAAAAUAAGACUCUUUACUUCCGUUGGUGAUUCCGAAAGAUCAAGGCUUUAACCGGCCCUGAAAUAGAAAACGAGGAUGGAGAUGAUAAAAUGGGAACCAAAUUAAAUAUGAUGCUGCUUCUCAACUGACAUCAUCUAUGGAUGUGAUGCAUUUGAUGCUCAGGUCAGGAUGCAUCUUUGCGAGUAACUGAACCAGAUAAGAUGUGGUCGGCGAUGUUUAAUGCUUGCUUGUGUGCUGUUUGUUAAUAUUGGACUCAAGAAGGAAGGCAAAUAGUUUGGGCCGAACAAACUUAGAAAAAUGGAAUUUUGUGGCCAGCCAUGUGGGGAAAUAAACAGUGUUCAUCUUUCUUUAGUGAAUUUUGUAAAGGUUUAUAGAGAAGCAAAUACACACUCUAGUCUCUACAUGUUAUUGUGCCUGAAAUUCUCCAUAAAGUACGGCUUUCUUUGGUAAUAAAGCUCAAUUUUGCC
Impatiens glandulifera is the source of this 3625-nucleotide messenger RNA. Its product is annotated as pentatricopeptide repeat-containing protein At3g06920-like. NCBI's taxonomy places the organism in Eukaryota, Viridiplantae, Streptophyta, Magnoliopsida, Ericales, Balsaminaceae. Gene Ontology annotation, molecular function: protein binding. The record is from RefSeq and is a predicted model, not a curated record. Bases 498 to 3110 code for a protein of 870 amino acids. The transcript has 6 exons.